GUGCGCGCGCGCGCCUGUGUCUAAUGUGAGUGGUGAGAAUGGGGUCGACUACCGACCACAGUGCCGAUAUCGACAACCGGUUAAGUGGGCUUUUUCGUGUGUGUGUGAGUGUGUGUGUGUGAGUGAGUGAGUGAGUGAAGGUGUGUGUGUGUGUGUGUUUUUGUAUUUUUGUGUGUGUAUGUGUGUUCUUGUGUUUUUGUAGUCUUGUGUUUUUGUAUUCUUGUGUGUUCUUGUGUUUUUGUAUUCUUGUGUGUGUGUGUGUGUGUGUUCUUGUGUAUUUGUAUUCGUGUGUGUGUAUGUGUGUUCUUGUGUUUUUGUAUUCUUGUGUGUGUCUGUUUGUGUUUUUGUAUACUUGUAUGUUUGUUCUUGUGUUUUUGUAUUCUUGUGUCUGUUUGUGUGUUAUGUGAGUGUGUGUGUGUCUGUAUAUGAUGCGUGUGUGAGUGAUUUUGUGUUCUUGUGUGUGUGUUGUUGUGUUUUUGUAUUUUUGUGUGUGCGUGUAAAUGUGUGUUGUGUUUUUUGUAUUGUGUGUGUGUGCUUUGUGAAUACGUAUGUGUAUAUGAUGUGUUUGUGAGUGAGGGUGUGUUCUUGUGUGUGUGUGUGUGUGUGUGUGUUCUUGUGUUUUGGUAUUCUUGUGUGUGUGUGUGUGUGUGUGUUAUGUGAGUGUGUGUAUGUGUGUUCUUGUGUUUUUGUAUUUUUGUGUUUGUGUAUGUGUGUUAUGUGAGUGUGUGUGUUUAUAUGAUGUGUGUGUGAGUGAGCGUGUGUUCUUGUGACUGUGUUUGUGUGUGUGUAUGUGUGUUCUUGUGUUUUUGUAUUCUUGUGUUUAUGUGUGUUGUGUGUGUGUGUGUGAAUAUGAUGUGUGUGUGAGUGAGGGUGUGUUCCUGUGUGUGUGUGUGUUCUUGUGGUUUUGUAUUCUUGUGUGUGUGUGUGUAUGUUCUUGUGUUUUUGUAUUUUUGUGUUUGCGUGUAAAUGUGUGUUCUUGUGUGUGUGUUAUGUGAGUAUGUGUGUGUAUAUGAUGUGUGUGUGUGUGCAUGUGUGUUCUUGUGUUUUGGUAUUCUUGUGUGUUAUGUGUGUAUGCGUGUUCUUGUGUUUUUACCCCGAAAGGGAAUAAGCGGUAGAAAAUGGAUGGAUGGAUGGAUGUGUUGUGUGUGUUAUGUGAGUGUGUGUGUAUAUGAAGUGUGUGAAUGUGUGUUCUUGUGUUUUUGUGUGUUUGUGUGUGUGUACCUGUGUUAUGUGAGUGUGUGUGUGUGUGUAUGAUGUGUGUGUGAGUGAGGGUGUGUUCUUGUCUUUUUGUAUUUCUGUGUGUGUGUGUGUGUUCUUGUGAUUUGGUAUUCUUGUGUGUUAUGUGAGUGUGUGUGUAUGUGUUCUUGUGUUUUUGUAUUUUUGUGUUGUGUGUGUGUACGUGUGUUAUGUGAGUGUGUGUAUAUGAUGUGUGUGUGUUUUUGUGUGUGUGUGUGUGUGAGAGAGUGAGAGAGGUAAGAUGUACCUGCUGACUCCUCCCUCUGACAGACCGGACCAACGAGCUCAACAAGCCUGGUUUGGUUUCCCCUGUCCACAACCUCGUCUGAACUCUAAGACCAGGUCAACAAAGGAGGAGUGAGACGGGAAUCGGACUCGCAACUUCUUCAGUGUUUAUGGACUGCAGGCGGUGAUGUCUCCAGGCGAGGACGGUCUGAUCGGGAUUCCGUUUCCGGAGCACAGCAGCGAGAUCUUGUCGCACCUCAACGACCAGAGGAGGACGGGGCUCCUGUGUGACCUCACGCUGACCUCCCGCGGGGCCCGCUACCCGACUCACCGCUCCGUCAUGGCGGCCGUCAGCCUCUAUUUCCGCCGGCUCUUUGGGGCCGAAGAAGGCGGCAGCGGCGGCGGUUUCAGCGUGUGCCAGCUCGACUGUGUGGCGCCGGACGCCCUGGACGCCCUGCUGGAGUUCGCCUACACGGCCACCCUCACUAUCCCUAGCUCGGGCAUGAGGGACGUCUUGCGAGGGGCGCGGCUCUUGGGCAUCCAGUGCGUGGCCGACGCCUGCAGCGACAUCCUCGGGGAGAAGCUGGAGCCGGCGGAGGAAGAGGAGCAGAGGAACCGGAGCAUGGCGGCCCCUCGGAGGCCAGGGGCAGAGCCCAGAGGAGAUCCCAGAUCCCGAAGAAAGAAGGUGAAGAAGGUGGGGACUUACAACGUCACUCCGCCCGGCGCUUCGCCGGUCCCACACCCUUUGCCAGUCCCGCACCCUUCGGAGAAUCAGCCACCGACUCGGCCGCCCAGCCCCCAGCCUGAGGAGCACCUCUUCCGGUGGAGGCAGGACAAAGAUCCCGGAGCACUCAGAGGACCGGAGAGGACGGCCACCCUUAACGGAGGACACCCGCCUCAUGUUCCGCCCUCAGAAGACAAGCCGUCUGGGGACGUUGACACAGACGGCUUCGGCAACGAAUCGGCGCUGGCGGAAAGUGUGUCUGCAGUCACCUCCAUGGCCGGGGGAGGGGGCGCGGCGAUGGCGGGAGGCCGGAAGAGGAAGUCCCAAACACCUCAGCAGUGUCCCGUCUGCCAGAAGAUCAUCCACGGAGCCGGGAAACUUCCUCGCCACAUGCGGACGCACACGGGGGAGAAACCCUUCCAGUGCUCUGCCUGCGGGGUUCGCUUCACCAGGAAGGACAAGCUAAAGAUCCACAUGAGGAAGCACACGGGCGAGCGUCCCUACUCCUGCCCACAUUGCUCCGCCCGCUUCCUGCACUCCUACGACCUGAAGAACCACCUGUGCCUGCACAGUGGGGGACGGCCCUUCGAGUGCCCGCUGUGCCACAAGGCCUUCGCCCGCGACGACCACCUACAGCGCCACCGAAAGGGGCUCAGCUGCCUGGAGAUGCGGCCCCGCCGGCCUCGACGAGGCCCCGACCACCAAGAGCGGGGUGAGGUGGAGGUGGAGGUGGAGGCGGAGGCGGAGGUGGAGGCGGACGGUGGCACCCCGCCAGCCCACUCCUCCCUCUUCCUCCCGCCUGCCGCAGUGUUCCGGCACGACGCCGACACGGAGCGUGCCCUCGCCCUGCAGGCCUUGGCCCAGCUCAGCCCGCACAGGUUCGCCAACUACCGCGGUCUCAUCCUGCAGCGGGGCGGGGGGGAGGUGGCGGGGCCGGGUGAUGGUGGGCAAGGAGGACUAGUAAGACUAGAAGAGCAGGACUAGUAAGACUAGUAGAGGAGGACUAGUAAGAAUCUUCACUCAGGGUGGACUCAAACACCAAAGCGCUUUCAAAAGUAACACUCCAAAGAAUACACUUUUUUUAGCCAUAUCGAAAGAUUUGUUGCUCCGCUGGCACUAAAGGGUGGGCGAUACUUUGAUACCGACACUGAUAGCGAUAUGUUGAUUGUCGAUACCGAUAUUGAUCCUUCUUUUACUUUCCCUACGCGAGCCUUUCCAAGACCAUUGAACCACCUUCUAUUUCUUUUUGGAAAUAACAUGUAAACACCAGGCUGGUGAACACAUGUAAAACACCAAAAAAAGAAACAAAAUUUCGACACAAAAAGUAAAAUUCUAAUGUUAAAAAGUUUCUAUUAUGUAGAAAAAAUGUUAUAAACAGACAAAAAUG
Molecule: messenger RNA, 3572 nt
Organism: Nerophis ophidion (straightnose pipefish)
Lineage: Eukaryota; Metazoa; Chordata; Actinopteri; Syngnathiformes; Syngnathidae
Gene: zbtb7b
Product: zinc finger and BTB domain containing 7B
Exons: 4
Coding region: 1649-3169 (506 amino acids)
Biological process (GO): positive regulation of gene expression; regulation of transcription by RNA polymerase II
Molecular function (GO): RNA polymerase II cis-regulatory region sequence-specific DNA binding; protein binding; DNA-binding transcription factor activity, RNA polymerase II-specific
Source: RefSeq, a predicted model, not a curated record